Molecule: messenger RNA, 729 nt
Organism: Danaus chrysippus (African queen)
Lineage: Eukaryota; Metazoa; Arthropoda; Insecta; Lepidoptera; Nymphalidae
Source: the annotation of a GenBank genome assembly
AUGAUUUCAAAUAUAAUCUUGAUAACGCUGUUCGCUAUCGGAGCUAACUGCAUGUACCUGCCAUAUGAAUACAGCAGACCUAUAGAAUAUGUGACUGAUUUCGACUUAGAGCAACCCAUUGAAUCAGUCCAUCCGAUCCUUGUAAGAGAUCGUCGGCAAGUUCAUGGAGUAGCUAAUACCAAUCCUGAUGGAACCGCUAAUAUUAUGGCAAAACUUCCACUUGCUGGAAAUGAUAAGAAUAUAUUGAGUGCUAUUGGUAGUGUGCAAGGAGUAAAGCCAGGUGGAUCAUUUGGAGCUGCAUCAGGUGGUCUAGCAUUGGACAAUGUAAAUGGCCAUGGUCUUAGUUUAACAGGCAAGCAUAUUCCGGAUUUUGGAAACCAACUUACAGCGGCUGGCAAAUUAAACCUGUUACACACGGAUAAACAUGACUUCAACGCAAAUGCUUUUGCCACGAGAAACUUGCCUAGUAACCCAGCUAUACCCAACUUUAAUACUUAUGGUGGCGGUGUUGAUUAUACCUUCAAUCAAAAAGUUGGAGCUUCAUUGGGAAUGGCACAUACUCCGUUGCUACAAAAGACAGACUAUUCCGCAAUGGGCAACCUUAAUCUCUUCCGCAACCCAACUUCGUCUUUGGAUUUCAGUGCCGGUGCAGCAAAGUCCGUGUCGCCAUUUAUUCCUAAUAGAUCCUGGCAACCUACCUUUGGACUAUCGUAUUCAAAAUAUUUUUAA